GAGCGGACAAUGAAUCAACAAUUAACUAAUUACGGACGAUUUUAGGACACGUUAUGAAAAUAUAUUCGGAGGUGCGUAACGUGAAUAGUUAAUAACCGUGAAGCGAAGGAUUGUAAGGAAUUGACAAAUAAGGAGCCGAUGAACGUAUAAAUACGCAUCGUCGGUUUCUAUUCCACUAUUACCCAGUGCACAAACAGUUUGGAUAACGUCCAGGCCUGAACUUACCUGAGCACCAUGUUCAGCUUCAUUGCGAUUGCUUGCUUGUUUGGUGUGGCAACGGCGGCUCCGUCUGCGAUCGGGGCACUGCCUAUUGCCACCGGCAGUAUCUCAGUCCCACGGUACGGCUUCAACUACGCUGUCAACGACCCCCUAACUGGCGACCAGAAAGCUCAAACCGAGUCUCGUGACGGAGGAUAUGUGAAAGGCUCGUACUCACUCACGGAACCCGACGGUACCCUUCGAGUAGUGGACUAUACUGCUGACCCAGUGUCGGGAUUCAACGCGGUAGUCAAACGAGUGGGACCGGCCGCCCACCCACAAACUUUAGUAGCUGCCCCCGUUGUGAGCAAACAAAUCGUAGCUCCUAUUGCUGCUGCACCUAUCGCCGCUGCCCCAAUUGCAGCUGCUCCCAUCGCUACUGCAGGAUACGCGUCCAGUCUCGUUGGCCUCGGAGGUUACGGAUUAGGUUUGGGAGCCGGUCUCGGCCAUGCUGGUCUCGGUCACGCUGGUCUCGGCUUAGCUGGCGCCGACCUCGGCAUCGGAUACGGCGGCCUCGGAUACGGUAUUGGCGGCCUUGGCGGUCUUGGCGGCUGGAAACACUAGAGUGAUAAGCCAACGCAGGUGCCAGACUUACGGACGUUAUCGCGACCUUACUUUCUUCGCAUCUGAAUGUUCUGUACAUUAGGCGAUACGAAUAGUAUAGGUUGACUAUGUAUUUGUGAAAUACUGAAAUAAAUAAGUGUCACGGA
Spodoptera litura is the source of this 968-nucleotide messenger RNA. RefSeq names its product cuticular protein RR-1 motif 57 (gene CPR57). Gene Ontology annotation, cellular component: extracellular matrix. The record is from RefSeq and is a predicted model, not a curated record. Lineage: Eukaryota; Metazoa; Arthropoda; Insecta; Lepidoptera; Noctuidae.